Molecule: messenger RNA, 1299 nt
Organism: Dictyostelium purpureum
Lineage: Eukaryota; Evosea; Eumycetozoa; Dictyosteliales; Dictyosteliaceae
Exons: 2
Coding region: 1-1299 (432 amino acids)
Biological process (GO): lipid metabolic process
Source: RefSeq, a predicted model, not a curated record
AUGAUGGUUUUUGAAUCUAAAUUAAGUAAUAAUUUGGUGAUUUCUUUUAAAGGAACACAAUCAAUUUCUGAUAUAAUUUCGGAUUUAAACUUUAUUCCAAUUAAAUGUAGAAUUACUUUGGAUUGCGGGAAAGUACACUUGGGUUUUUUGAAAGAGUAUAAUGACAUAUCUGACCAUUUACAUAGAGUAAUGACUUCGCUAGACCAACCUUAUAACAUUUAUUUUACUGGACAUUCAUUGGGCGGGGUGUUAUCAGUACUUGCAACAAUGGAAUAUACAACAAGGCCUAAAUUAGAUAACAUUAAAAGUAUACAUUGUAUUACCUUUGGACAACCAGCACCAGGCGAUGAAUCGUUUGCAAAUUUUAUGAACCUAUACUCUAAAAAUUAUACAUAUAGACGUUAUGUUAACAUUAAUAAUCAUACUGACACCUUCCUAUACGACCCAAUAACCACAUCAUAUAAACAUCAUCCCAAUGAACCACUCUUAUUAAAUUGUAAAAAAAAUCAGUGCCCACCCUUUCCUAUUGGAUUGCAUUUUUUAGAUCUAUAUAAUGGCAAUAUUUAUAAUCCCCACUAUGCAUCAUGUAAUACCAAUUGCAAAUUUUACGAAUCUAAUUCAAGAUUUUAUAGGUAUCGAUACUAUCAUUGCCCAAUAUCAUCUAAAUCAGUAGUUAGUGGAACCUUCAACCCAAGAGGUUUGUUACCGGAUAAAUACUCAGUGUGUCUAUUUACAUCAAAACGACAAUUUUUAAACUACUCCUACAGAAAUUCACAAAGCUGUCAUCUAAGAAACCAUGAACCUAAUGUACCAAGUAUUAUAGUAAACCAAUCGAAAAAACCAAGAUCGUUUAGGAAGGAUACCAGUGGUGAAGAUCUAUAUAUCGUUGUAGAAAAUCAUAACACUGUAUUGCCUACAUCAUCAUUUGUAUAUAAUAUAUCAUUCAGUAAUCCAAUAUUAACACCAAAUUCACCAUUUAAUUUAAGUUGCCAAGUAUUAACAGAACACAAUGAUACCAUGGAGAUACAAGUUUCAUUUACAUCAAACAAUCAGCAUUUAGCAUCCUCCGCAACUUUAAUUACCUACAAUGUCUAUGUUAGUCAAGUUAAUAAAGAUUGGAAAAAAUAUGUAUUUACAGAACCAGUAUUAUUAAGAUAUAUCAAUAAAAGAAUUAAAAAUAUACCUAAAGGUAUUUACAGUAUAGUGGUUACGGCAAACAAUAAUAGUUUCGAGUCCCACACAUCAAAUUAUUUUAUAAUCUACCACAAUAAUUAUUAUCAACAUAAAGAAAAUAUAUAA